GGGAGAUGCUUCUAAUACACGGCGGGGAUGUACCGUGGGACAUUGUGGGGACUGAUUCGGCCUUCAUCCGUCUCGCAAAAUAGGGUUUCUGACGUGGCAAGUUUCUCACAGGUGGACGAGAGGGUGUUUUUUUGCCCGCGCAAUGGUCAGUUUCAAAAAGUAAAAUUGAACCACACAGACACAGGGAAGGAGGAGAGGGAGCUUUUCUUGCUUUCUCAUCAGUUUCUCCUAUUCAUCGUCGUCUCUAACCCACUUCAUUUCUCUACACUUCACAGUAGAUUUCCGAUCCUUUGUAUCUACAUGGUUAAUUACGAGAUGCGGGUUUUCUCCGUCUUUUUUUCCCCUCUGGAUUUACAAGUAAAGAUAAAAAUCGAGGGUUUCUUAUCAUGAUUUCCUGCUAUCGUUCCGGGCUUUUUCUGUUGAGAUCGGCGUGUUAUUCCGGGAUAUACCAUCUGGGUUCCUAUCCUGCGGUUCUGCUUUUGUAGUGUUGUAUGCCUGAAAAUGGAGGGAUUUCAGCAGAAAAGAUCGUUUGGUAAGGGGAAACCAUAUCACGGAUGUGCGGUGACGCUCAGAAACAUCUCUGAUCAGAAAUCCGACAUUAAUCUUGUCCUGACGGAGAGAGUUCUCAACGAAGCAAAUGUGCAGAACCAGAAACUGGUAGACACUUUGAAGGCGGCAUCUGAUUCCAGUUCUUGCAGUAGUGAUCUUUCCGAACAAGGCCUUUACGGGCUUGAGUUGAGGAAGGGUUCUUUGAAACAAUCUGGUGGAACCCCAAUAAAGAAGCUGCUGGCUGACGAAUUGUCCAAAGAAAUGGAAUCAAGGCGACGGCCACCAAGUGUUAUUGCAAGACUGAUGGGCCUUGAUGCAAUGCCUUCUCCACAGCCUGUCCGUAAACAACAGAAAAAAUUUUCAGAAAACUAUCUCCAGAAAACAGCAUCUAUUGGGUUGCACGAAAAAAGCCCACCAUACAAUGUGCAAUCAUUUAGAAUGGAUAGUAAUAAGCAGCAUGAAUUCAAGGAUGUAUUUGAAGUCUUAGAAACAUCCAAAAUGUCAAAAAAAAGCAAUCCAACUGUUCAGAAGGGGAAGGCAAACUUUAAGCAAACCGAUGAAAAAAUGGCACUCAUACGGGAGAAGUUCAUGGAUGCAAAACGUCUCUCGACCAAUGAAAAACUUCAACACUCAAAGGAAUUUCAUGAUGCAUUAGAAGUACUAGAUUCCAAUAAAGAUCUCUUUCUGAAGUUCCUCCAAGAACCAGAUUCUUUGUUCACAAAACAUCUCCAUGAUCUGAAGGGUGUGCCACAUACUCUUCCAGCAGGUCACAUAACAGUCUUAAAAUCAUCAAAUGCUCCAAAGAAUGAAAACAAUGAUCUUUACAGUGAAUCAGGGAAGAAAGCUGUACAGUGGGGUGCCAUGGACUCUCAUUUCAGGCAUGGUAGAGCUCAUUUUACACACUGCCACGGUAGACCUAAUAUUUAUAAUUCUUACAAGUUAUCAUAUCCCCAAUCUCAAGGAAGGGAUGAAACUUGUCUUCUUCCUACACGAAUUGUUGUUCUGAAGCCAAACCUCGGGAAGAUACCAAAUACGGAACAGUCUCUCUCAUCACCAAAUUCUUCUGGAGGUUUUCAACCAGACUUUAGGAAGCAUAGAGAGUUUCAAAGAUUGGAAAAUAUGGAAUUAUUUGCAGAAGUUCGGGAAAGGAAGAACACAUCAACCAAUGUAGAAUUUUUGAGGCAUAGGACUAGACAUUCCAGAGAACUUGCUAAAGAAAUCACUAGGGAAAUGAGGCACAGUGUCAAUAGUGGUUCUAUAAAGGUACCAAGCUCAGGUUUCAGAGGGUAUGCGGGAGAUGAAAGCUCAUAUAGCAUGUCAGGAAAUGAUUCUGAAAAUGAAUUUGAGGUCAUGACACCAAUUUCUAGGUACUUCCCUGAAUGUACAAGCAGAUGUAGCCCUUCACCCUCCUAUUCAACUGAGUCAUCUGUAACCAGGGAGGCCAAGAAACGACUUUCAGAGCGGUGGAAAAUGACUCAUAGGUUUCAAGAGGUGGGACUGGUUGGUAGUGGCAGUACUUUGGGUGAAAUGCUUGCUGUGCCUGACAGGGAAACUGUGCCAGUGACCUUAAAUUUUGAGAACAGGUUUAGGAGUGAUAGACUUGCAAUGUGGGCCAGUCCUUUGGGCAUUAGCAGUAGAGAUGGUUGGAAGGAUGGGUUUGUCAGAAGUUUGCCAAGGUCCAGAUCUGUUCCAGCUUCUACUACUUUUGAAAGUCCGAUGUUGAGUGUAAGAAAUAGACCUGCUGCCAGUGGGGAUAGGUCUUUGGUACCAAAAGAGACUAUAACAAAUCCUGCUGGUCAUGUGGAUGGGUGUUCGAUGCCAAAGGAUACCAUCAAUCAAAGCACCCACAGGUCAAGAAAGGGAAGUUCCAAUCAAGAAGAAUAUUCCUUGUUUAGAAAUCUCAGCUCCAGAAGUAAAAAAUCUCAGGCUUCUCCUGUGACAUCUGGGGAAAGUGAUGACAGUGUACAAGAAAUUCAUAUCAGCCUGGAUGAACUGGGGAACAAUCAUACAGUAGCUGAACAAAAACCUAUUGCUCCUGGGCUAUUGGUCAGUGAUGUCUCAGAUAAAAGGUCAGUUGUUGAGGAAGUGGUAGUUGAGCCUGUGAUUGCAUCCUUGCCUUCUGGUACCCCUGAAGAAAUAGAGCAACCACUCAGCCCAUCAGCUUCUACUGUAUUGGAGAAAGAAAGUGAUUUUUCUUCUCAUGAUACAAAUGAAACAAUUGCAGAGGAAUCGUCCAGUAGGUCUAUCAAAGGAGGUUCACUUCAGUGUCCUGUAAAUGAAACAAAGUCUCCUGUAAGCCCCAAAGGGACUGAUCAAACUAGUCCUGUUUCAGUUCUUGAACCACCAUUUGUAGAAGAGACAUCAUCUGGUUCUGAAUGCUUCGAGAGGAUCAGUGCUGACCUCCAUGGGCUUCGUCUGCAGCUUCAACUUCUCAAGUUGGAGUCAUCAGAUGCAUACACAGAAGGACUUGGAAUGGUUGUCCCAAGUGAUGAAGAGACUGGAGAGGUAUCCUUCAGUGUUCUUGCAGAGAAGGAAAAAACUGCCAGAGCGUUGAGAACUGAAGUGAACAGAAACUUCUCUUACCUAGUUGAUGUGUUAACAGACUCGGGUUUUUAUGAUGUGGACCGUGAAAUUAUCCCGUCAAUGUGGAACUCCUGGGAAUGCCCAAUUUUCCCUACGGUGUUUGAGAAGUUAGAAAAGAAGUAUGAGGAACAGACAUGGCUGAGGUCAGAAAGGAGGCUGCUAUUUGAUCGUAUAAAUGCGGCGUUGAUGGAGAUGUGCUGCGCGUUCAUGGACCCACACCCGUGGGUGAAAUCAUUGAUGAAAAAGGGUUCCUUUGGGUGGGAAAGACAAUCACUUGCUGAAGAGUUGCGGAAGAUGCUGGUUAGCCAGGAAAGAGAUGUGGGUGUGGAUUCACCAGACAAAGCGCUGGGGAAGAUGACAUGGUUGGACCUUGGAGAUGACAUAGAUGCAGUGGGUACAGAAAUAGAGAAGUUGUUGCUAGAUGAGUUGGUAGGAGAACUUGUAAUCCUGUAAAGGAAGGCCACGGCGAAAACUGCUACUUGUAGACCGAUUCAAAGAGAAGAAAAUCAUACAUUUACCGAAAUGAGAUACGAAUUUUGAAGAGAAUAAAUAAACAAGAGAAUUCUAAGUUAAGUUGAAUUCCGACGCCAGAUCCGGGGGCUGAUCGUUUUCUUAUUCUUCUCUUCUAUCGAGGUGGUAAUCUGGGUCUUUGGAGUCGUGGACUGUCUACAGACUAGAGACAGGCAGGGAUUGAGUGGGUCCGUGGAAAUGUUACCAGAUUUCUUCCACAGUUCUACUCCAUACCUUUGUCCUAUCCAUGAAACAACUUUCCUCCUUUCCAUGAAGCCAUCCAACCAUAAUGCAUCAAAAUCAAUGUAUCACCCAGCUUUUCCUCGAUGACCAGAUCUUAUUAAGAAAUGAUUAUCCGAACAGGAAAAAGCAUAUCGUAUAUCA
Nelumbo nucifera (sacred lotus) is the source of this 4026-nucleotide messenger RNA. The record is from RefSeq and is a predicted model, not a curated record. NCBI's taxonomy places the organism in Eukaryota, Viridiplantae, Streptophyta, Magnoliopsida, Proteales, Nelumbonaceae.